CCCCACAGUCAAAUCCUAAUCACCCGGGGGCUGAUUAUGUCCUUUUCUUCCCCACCGAGCCUCCCAGGCAUCCUUCAGACCCAAACUGGAGAGAGGGACACGUGCACAGGAGGGGAGCACAGGGUCCCACGGCCUCCCCGAAGCCAUGUACCGGAGCAGCUUCCUUCGCGAAGUGCGCAAGGAGAAAUAUGAGCGUUCUGACGCCUAUGAUGAGCUGCGGGGAACCCCCGAGUUCGACAGCUUGGCCCAGGCCCAGGGCCUGGAGAACCUGCAGGAGCUCAACGAGCGCUUUGCCAGCUACAUCAACCGGGCCCGUGUGCUUGAGCAGCGCAACACCAUCCUGCGGAAGCAGCUGGAGAGUUUCCAGCGCAUGGACGAGCUGGUGGGCUUGGACGAGGCCUUCGCUGGGCAGAUUGAGUUCAACCGCCAGCGUAUGAGGGAGCUGUCAUCCGAUCGAGCCAAGCUGGAGCGUGAGGAGAAGGAUGCCCAGCGCAUGCUUGACGAGUACAGCAACAAGUACAAAAAUGAAUGUGAGUAUCAGCAGAGGCUAAAAGAAACCCUUCAACGUCUUAAUAAGGAAGCCGAUGAAGCUUUGCUGUGCAACCUGGAACUACAGAUUGAAUCCCAGUUCCUGCAAGAUGACAUUAAUGCUACAAAGGAUAGAUACAAGAAGAAUCUUAUGGAAAUUCAGACCUACGUCAAUAUUUUACAGCAGAUUAUCCAGACGACCCCUCGUGUGUCCCCUAUAACUGCUGGCAUAACUGAAGAAAAGCUAAUAGCCGAGAGGAGAAUCCCCAUUCUGCAGAGUCAGCUGGAGGAGUACAAGACCAUUCUUUGCCAAUUACAGACUCAGAAAUACAAGCUGCAGACAGAGACAGCCAUGCUGGAGCAAGUGAUAAAAAACACCCAGGAGAGUUAUGAUGAUGAAAUUCAGCUCUACAAUGAGCAGAUUGAAAAUCUUAGGAAGGGGAUAGAAGAUGCUGAGAGGAUCUUGGAGAAGUACACAACUGACUGUCGGCAGCUGGCAGUCUACCAGCAGUCCCUGGAGAAUGAGUUGGAACGGUACAAACGCAUCAUUGAGACAGAGGACAGCAGGUUAAAUUCUGCCAUAGUGGGAACUCCAGUCACACUCUUCACGCAGAUCUACAGACCUGUCCAGACUCAAGCUCCGAGGGGAAGAGAUAUCACCCAGGCUAUGCAAGAUAUUGCCAGUGCAAAGCCCAGACAAAAAGCUCUGACAAAGAAAAUUUCCAGGAAAAAGGAGAUCACAUCUAAAGAUAUAACUGAUGGUCUCUCACCUGAAAAAAUGCACGAAGGCAUUCUGGAGGGUUUUGAGAAAGAUCAAUUCAAUUUUAAGCAUGAAAGCACAAUCAUAUGUGAACCUGGGCGGGACGAAUUUGAAUCUGUGGAAAAAGAGAAGGUCCCAGAGGAUAUGCCUGAUGGAGCUCAGAUAAGUAAAGCCUUUGAUAAAUUGUGUAACAUUGUGAGGGAGAAAAUAAAAGUCUACAAGAAACCAGAACCUAAACCCGAUUCUUAUGGCAAAGGGCGUUACGUGCUGGUAACAGGGGAAGGGAGUUACAAAGACCCUUGCUUCUUGCCUUCCUCCAUCCCCGCUGGGGCAGGGAUCACUGUUUCCACCAGCAAUGGGAAGGUAACGAUCAGUGGUGAUGUGGCACCAAUACCAGAGCUGCCAGAACCUGCCGAGCCAUCUGAAAGAGGGAAAGGGGAUAUCUGUGAAAGGCGGGAAGAGUUCCCAUACCCAGAAAAACUGAAAGAAGAAGAGAAGGAAGAACUGCUUGAAUGGGGUAAAAAAAUAACAGGAAAAAUGGAGCAAGCCCCAAAGUAUCCAGACAUAUGUGAGCCUGAGACUGCCCCUCCCCCUAGUCUGAUAAGUACAGCAGAGCCAGGAGUCCUUCAAGAGGCAGAGGCUGACAGAGAAGAGAAGCAAGACCUUCUGUUCAGGGAACCAAGUCUGCCCAGUUCCCUCAGCUAUGAGAAGGUUGAAGUGGUGGAGUCCAUUGAGAAAUUUUCAGAUGACAGAAUUCAGAGUUACGAGGAGACAGCGAUGAUUGUGGAGACGACGAUAGAGAAGACAAGCAAGAAGAAGCCAAGUGACAAAGGCUCCUAA
Tinamus guttatus (white-throated tinamou) is the source of this 2128-nucleotide messenger RNA. RefSeq names its product beaded filament structural protein 1 (gene BFSP1). The record is from RefSeq and is a predicted model, not a curated record. Gene Ontology annotation, cellular component: cytoplasm; intermediate filament. Lineage: Eukaryota; Metazoa; Chordata; Aves; Tinamiformes; Tinamidae. Gene Ontology annotation, biological process: lens fiber cell development. Gene Ontology annotation, molecular function: structural constituent of eye lens.